UGCUUCAUGCUCAAGUGACAUUUCAGUCGACCUAACCGAUGCCUUUCGAAGUAUGAUACUGAACAAGCGUUUCGUGUUGUGGGAUGAUUUUGAAAGCGCCUUAAAAGAGUUCCAAAAAACUACUUAUACUCGUUACAUCCACACAGAAAGCAGAUUGCUGAAGUAUGUCAGGUUCAAAUACCUGUUUCUAUCGUUUAAUUGUACGUUUGGUCGUAAGAGGAAAUCGGAAGGUUUGAAAGUGAGGCAAAAAUC
Molecule: messenger RNA, 252 nt
Organism: Schistosoma guineensis
Lineage: Eukaryota; Metazoa; Platyhelminthes; Trematoda; Strigeidida; Schistosomatidae
Source: the annotation of a GenBank genome assembly